UAGCUUCCGUCCCCAUCCUAAAGAGAGAAGCGAAAAUUCGAUUUUUUUCUCUGGGUUUUUGAUCUUUUUUUAGGGUUUCUCGGAAUUUGGAUGGAAACCUCACCUUCUUCUUUACAUAAUCAUCAAGGAAGGUUUCUUCGUCACAGCUGUAGCUCUUGUUGUCGUUGUUUCUGCUGCUUUUUCAGCUAAGAGAAUUCGAUUCCGCAUCCUCCAGAAACCCUUCUUCUCUCCUUCUCUCUCGUCCUCAAAUUUUGAAUUUUGGGGGGAUUGGCUCUUUUGAUUUUGAUCAUGGACCGUGCUCAAUCGGAUCUCUCGUUGGGUUUCGGUAGCUCCCACGCGUUGCCGCUACCUCCUCCGAGAAUCCCGAUUGCUGAUGACUCAAUCACGCUUCAGAUUGACUCCAGCUUCCGUCCAUCGUCUAAUCCGAUGCCUCCUGUUCCGCUUCAGCUGCUCGAGCAGAGAUUCGACGACGCCGGAUCGCGUAGCCGGGUCUUCGAGGAACCCGAUGACGUUGAUAAUCAUAACGAUGAUGAUGAUGAUGGUGAUGAUCAAAGGGAAGAGGAGCAGUUCAUCCUAUUGGGUCAUCCGAUGAAGCUAAAACGGUCUAGAGGUAGCAAUUCAAUGUCAUCUCCAAGCCCUUGUAAGAGAUUUGCAGCUGAUUCGGGGGUAGAAGGUAGACGAGCCGCCGUUAAAGCGUGGGGUGACCAGUCGCUUGAAGAAGCUGAUCCUGAGAUUCACGAGUUCAUGGAAAAGGAGAAACAGAGGCAAUUUAGAGGAAUAGAGCUCAUUGCUUCUGAGAAUUUCGUGUGCCGAGCAGUAAUGGAAGCUUUGGGAAGCCAUUUGACCAAUAAGUACUCGGAAGGGAUGCCUGGAGCGAGAUACUACACGGGGAAUCAGUAUAUUGAUCAGAUUGAGAUUCUUUGCCAAGAACGUGCGCUUGCAGCUUUUGGACUUCAUCAUGAGAAAUGGGGAGUUAAUGUGCAGCCUUACUCUUGUACUUCCGCAAAUUUUGCUGUUUUCACUGGUCUUUUGAUGCCUGGUGACCGAAUUAUGGGAUUGGAUUCUCCAUCAGGUGGUCAUAUGAGUCAUGGGUAUUACACACCAGGUGGAAAGAAAGUCUCUGGUGCGUCUAUAUUCUUCGAGAGCUUUCCAUAUAAGGUCGACCCUCGUACAGGUUAUAUUGAUUAUGAUAAGCUUGAGGAGAAGGCGCUUGACUAUCGUCCAAAGAUACUUAUUUGUGGAGGGAGUUCAUAUCCCAGAGACUGGGAGUUCCCUAGGUUUAGGCAUGUUGCAGACAAAUGUGGAGCUGUUCUGAUGUUUGACAUGGCACAAAUUAGCGGUCUUGUGGCAGCCAAGGAAUGUCCAAAUCCAUUCGAUUACUGCGAUAUUGUUACCUCAACGACACACAAGUCUCUACGUGGACCUAGGGGCGGUAUCAUAUUUUACAGGAGAGGCUUGAAGUCUAAGAAGCAAAGUAUCAAUCUUAAUCACUGUGAAAGCAAUAUCCAGUAUGAUUUUGAAGAAAAAAUAAACUUUUCUGUCUUCCCAUCGCUGCAAGGGGGGCCUCACAAUAACCAUAUAGCUGCGCUAGCAAUUGCCCUGAAGCAGGCCGCUUCACCUGAGUACAAGGUUUACAUGCGACAGGUCAAGAAAAAUGCUAAGGCUUUAGCAUCUGCUUUGAUAAGCAAAAACUGCAAGUUGGUAACGGGUGGCACCGAUAAUCAUUUGCUUCUUUGGGAUCUGACUCCUUUCGGCUUGACAGGAAAGGUGUAUGAAAAAGUGUGCGAGAUGUGCCAUAUCACGGUCAACAAAGUUGCCAUUUUCAGCGAUAACGGUGUUAUUUCCCCUGGAGGAGUGAGAAUAGGCAGUCCGGCUAUGACCUCAAGAGGUUGUUUGGAAUCGGAUUUUGAGACAAUGGCUGACUUUCUAUAUAGAGCUGCUCAGAUAGCAAGUGCUGCACAAAAGGAGCAUGGGAAGUUGCAGAAGGAGCCGCUCAAAAGCAUCUAUCACUGUAAAGACAUUGCAGAUCUUCGGAACCAAGUUGAGGCUUUUGCUUCCCAGUUUGCUAUGCCUGCGUUUGACAUUUAAAGUCAGCCUGAAGAACGAGAUCUGCUCAAUCUCUCUCAUUUUUUGUUGCCAUGGUAAUCUAAACCCACACACCCAUUUCUGAUUUCUCUAUUUUACAAUAUAAUAUGCUAAAUUUAGAUCAACAUUCGGGGACAAAAAAAAAAAAAAAAGAAAGAAACUUUCUUGUGUUGCUAUGGUCGUAAAUCGUAAUUCUUCAAUGCUUGUGUACAUAGACAUUGGGGGUGUGACUGUGUUGGGUAUUAGUGUAUCCCUUUACGUUCUUUGCGAGUGGUAAUAAUAGAACAUGAUUCACAUGAACAAAAA
This is a messenger RNA of Eutrema salsugineum, 2391 nucleotides long. Its product is annotated as serine hydroxymethyltransferase 6. Bases 289 to 2088 code for a protein of 599 amino acids. Gene Ontology annotation, molecular function: cobalt ion binding; zinc ion binding; glycine hydroxymethyltransferase activity. The record is from RefSeq and is a predicted model, not a curated record. Gene Ontology annotation, cellular component: cytoplasm. NCBI's taxonomy places the organism in Eukaryota, Viridiplantae, Streptophyta, Magnoliopsida, Brassicales, Brassicaceae. The transcript is spliced from 4 exons. Gene Ontology annotation, biological process: folic acid metabolic process; L-serine catabolic process; tetrahydrofolate interconversion.